CCACAGUUGAACUUUUUCUAGACCAUCACCCCACUUGACUUCUUCAUCUUUCACAUGCACACUCUUUCAUAAAAGACUUUGUCGCAUUCCUGGAUUACACAAAUCUUUCUACAUUUCCACAGCACAUCCUCAAACAAUUGCAGCUGAUACAUCCAACGGUCACCAUUACAAAUACGUCACGCGCUACUCAAUCUUGCUACCUGUACAGCCUCAUUGAUUAGCUUCAACAAACAUCUUCGGCGUUCCUAUUCCUCACCUACGUCGUCUUCGUACUUCGCAACUUCGCAAUCUUGCAAUCAGAAACCUCCAAAAGCCUUCAGCAAACAACUCGAUCUCGACAUAAUGGGUGCUCCUCUAGCUACCAAGGACGUCAACGCUUCGGUCCAGACCCAGGACGCGGCCGCCAUGGAUAACGGCAAGCCCAACGGCGCCCAGACCUUGGAAUACCAUCGCCAGGUCCUACAUUCCAAGAUGGAGGAAGAGAAACAGCAGGAAUACGUCUCGCCGUCGGACAACAUCAUGAGCCCCUGCACCGCCAAGCUCAGCGCCUUCAAGGGACGAGUCGUCAGCAAGGCCAAGCCCAAGUCUCUCUUCGCCCAAACGUCCGCUAAGAAGUUCGAUGGCAAAGAUAUCUUCGGCGGCUCCAAGACCGUCCUAUCCCAGGCUGGACCCCAAUCUGGAAUCUAGCUGCCAGCUAGCUCCCUGGUUCCCCUCGGUUUACGGGACGGCGGCGUUACGGAUCACUCUUGUAAUAAAUGGCUUUGCUUUAGGAUGGCACGGAUACCUCACCACGGCGUUGGUGGAAGGGUACUAUAGGGUAUUCCGGGGUAAUUCUAGGACGGGAGUGUACGACGAUACCCAUUUUUUGAUGGGCGGACAUCAUCAAUGAUUCAUGAAUAAAUCACUGCCUUAUUUUUUUUAU
Molecule: messenger RNA, 922 nt
Organism: Daldinia decipiens
Lineage: Eukaryota; Fungi; Ascomycota; Sordariomycetes; Xylariales; Hypoxylaceae
Exons: 3
Coding region: 343-687 (114 amino acids)
Source: RefSeq, a predicted model, not a curated record